AUGUCGGCUUCAAGCUAUAAUGUUUGCCUCAUUGGGCUGGGGUCUAUCGGCGUGUCAUUUGCCGCCCUACAUCUACGAUAUGGUGACGGGACUAUAACCGUAUUUGAUACAAGGUCGGACCUGAAAGAGCAUAUUGAGUCUGUGAUGCCGGUGUAUCUUGGAUCCGAUACAGAUUCACCAACAGUAAUUGACCUCCAAAGUCAAGGACGACUUAAAAUUUGUUCAUCGCUGAAGGAGGCAUGCGCCGAAGCUGAUAUUAUCCAAGAACAAGGCCCAGAGCAACUGGAUUUCAAACGCAAGAUCUGGGCCGAAAUCGAGAAAUCCGCUUCACCAAGGGCCCAUUUUUGGACUUCCACUUCGGGAAUCGCAGCAUCCCUACAGAACGAAUUGAUGCAGGAUCAGUCUCGCCUACUGGUUGUUCACCCUUUCAACCCCCCUCACAUUAUGCCCCUCAUCGAGAUUGUGCCUUCGCCUCAAACAUCCCCGGGAGAGAUCGAGUUUGCACAAAGAUAUUUCACAUCUCUUAGAUCGGGGCAUAGGCCUGUUGUCAUCAAGAAAGAGCUACCUGGGUUCGUCGGCAACCGUAUCGCCUAUAUCAUAUUCAGGGAGGCUGCCUACCUAGUCAAGGAAGGAGUUGUGGGCGUGGAGGAUCUCGACACAAUCCUCAUGGCGAGUCUUGGGCCUCGGUUUGCCGUGCAGGGUCCAUUCAAAGCAUAUCAUAUGGGUGGAGGCGUAAAAGGCAUCCGCGGAUUCAUGGAUAACCUCGGCACGACAAUUCAGGAUGUGUGGGAUAGUUAUGAAUAUGUCAACCUGGUCACGCCAAACCACCAAAGCGACUCGACUUGGUUGGAGAAAGUCAUCAAAGAGACGGAGAGCGCAUAUGGGUUGCCAACGCCGGCUGAGUUUAACUCAAGAGAUAUGAAGCUACGACAAGUGAUUAACACUCAGAAAUAA
This is a messenger RNA of Clonostachys solani, 954 nucleotides long. NCBI's taxonomy places the organism in Eukaryota, Fungi, Ascomycota, Sordariomycetes, Hypocreales, Bionectriaceae. The record is from the annotation of a GenBank genome assembly.